UUUUACAGAAACUAUUUGUUUACACUAAUAUCAUCUAAUGUAAAUAGCACGCUUUAUUACUGGAAAAACAUUGCACAAUGAAGUUCCUAAUUUUGAUUAGUGUGUUAGUUGCGAUUCUAUUACAGUGUAUAGCGAAUAGCAAAGGGUCAGAUUAUUCAUGUUUUUCUGGAUACCAUCACUGUAGUGGAACAAUAUGGUGUUGCCAAGAUGGAUAUGUAUGUACAGGGACCGCAACCUGUCUCAGUAUCGGAGCCAUUGUUGGUAUAGCAAUAGGUUGCUUGGUUAGUUUUGGAAUUUUUGUUGCUGUGAUUUGUGUGUGUUGCUGCAGAGGGCGCAGAGCAAACACUAGUGGAACAGUGCUGCAGCCACAGGGUGCUUCAGUUGGACAACAAGGGUACCCACAAACAGUUUAUCCACAGGCCAAUUACAAUCCACCCCCUAAAUAAUAAUUAUGACAAAGGAGGCUACUGCAUUAUUGAAUUAGUCUAAAUGCUACAUCCAUACCACAAACACAUAUAUUUAUAUAGUUUUAUAGUUUUAUACAUUGUACACCACCACCAUAUAUGCCAUUAAACAUUUAUAUCGACUGA
Molecule: messenger RNA, 590 nt
Organism: Mytilus californianus (California mussel)
Lineage: Eukaryota; Metazoa; Mollusca; Bivalvia; Mytilida; Mytilidae
Exons: 4
Coding region: 78-446 (122 amino acids)
Source: RefSeq, a predicted model, not a curated record